AUGAGAAAAAUAUGGACUCCCAUAAGAAGAACAGAAGAACAAAAAAUAAUAAAGAAUAAUUAUGACGAGGAAAAGAAAGAAGAGUUUGAAAAAUCUUUGCCAAAAGAUUUUAUAGAGAAUAAUAGGAAUAAGAGGAUUCCAUAUUUCGAAAUAAAAGAAUCAACACAAUUGAGAAACAAGUGCAGAGCCGAAAUUGAUGAAUUUGUAGAAUGUUCAGUAGGAAGGAUGUGGACAAUUUUAAAGUGCAAAGAUUUAAUGAUUUCAAUGAGAAAAUGCUUAAAAAAAUAUGAAAAUCUUGAAUAUGUCAAAUUUAGAGAGAAACAAAUAAUCGAGGAAAGGAAAAAAAAUGGAACAAGUUUAUAUAGAUCAGAUGAAAGAGCAAGAUACAACCGUUUCGUAUAUACAGAUAAUGAAAAAGGAUGGAUUCCAGAAAAAAAAUAUUGA
Molecule: messenger RNA, 444 nt
Organism: Plasmodium gaboni
Lineage: Eukaryota; Apicomplexa; Aconoidasida; Haemosporida; Plasmodiidae
Exons: 5
Coding region: 1-444 (147 amino acids)
Source: RefSeq, a predicted model, not a curated record